Messenger RNA from Emiliania huxleyi CCMP1516, 362 nucleotides. RefSeq lists its product as hypothetical. Bases 17 to 214 code for a protein of 65 amino acids. The transcript is spliced from 2 exons. Gene Ontology annotation, molecular function: proton-transporting ATP synthase activity, rotational mechanism. NCBI's taxonomy places the organism in Eukaryota, Haptophyta, Isochrysidales, Noelaerhabdaceae. Gene Ontology annotation, cellular component: mitochondrial inner membrane. The record is from RefSeq and is a predicted model, not a curated record. Gene Ontology annotation, biological process: proton motive force-driven mitochondrial ATP synthesis.
CAGGCGCGCCGCAGCCAUGUCCACCUGGCGCCACGUCGGCAUGACGUACCUCAAGUACGCCGACCUCUGCGCGACUCACGUGACCAACUGCCUCAAGGAGCCGAGGAAGUCGAAGGCUCUCUCGAGCACGGCGAUGCAUGUGCGGGUCACGGCGUGGGAGGGCGGCAAGAAGGGGAAGCCAGAGAUUGUCGAGAAGGUGGCGGCGACCGGCUAGCCGAUUUCCUCAACGCAGCGUGUGUCCGCGGCAUGCCGGGGCGAGCUGGGUCCGUGUGUUCGAGAGGCGGCGCUGGCCGGGUGUCGGGUGUGGGAGUUCGAGUUUUUCAUGUUUGCACACGCUUUUGCGUUUUGGAGCGUCGCCCUCC